CGCAGGCCGCGCUCCGCCUCUCGUCUUCAUCUCGCCGUCGGACGGAGCGUCGCGUGAACGGGAGGGAGACAAAGCAUUAAACUAAUGAAUGGGGGCAGAGAGACCACAGGCUGGCCUGCACGUAGUGAACGGCUACUGAGCCCUAGCAGAGGCACCUAGCUGCCAGGUGACAACUCUCACCAACAUGGAAGAAUCUUUUGGUUAUUAAAUAUACUGUUAAAGUGGUUUUCAGGCAAGCAUAUUCAUUGGAGUUCUGCAAAUGGCAAAAAUACUCUACAAUUAAGAAAUGAAAUGAUUCUUCAGCUUAGAACGGCUCGAGGAAUGUCUGCGUGGACCAAACUCAUUACAACAUUCUGUUGAAAUUGGAGAAGAAACCUGCUGUCUUGUUUUUAACUUUCCUAGAAUACUUUUUAAUUUUCAAGUAAUGACAAAAGAGGGCACAGCAAUAAAGACUGGACAGAAUCUCAAAAUGGAAAAAGUAAGUAAGAUAAAAGUUGAAGAUGAUGACGAAAUGAUUGGUGAUUUUGACCACGCACAGAUGAAGAUGGAGGCAGAUAGCAUCAAACAAGCUGAAAGCAGUGAUGAACAAGAAGACAAAGAGCAACAAUGUGCAGAUACCUCACAAACCUUAUCGAAUGAAAACGAGGAUGAUUACGGUGUCCUUUUUUCACAGUAUACUACCACACUCUAUGAUGCAGCAAUGGAUGCUGUUACACAGAGCAUAAUUACGAACAAAAAUAUGAGUAAUCGAAAAAAGUCCCCAGCUUGGAAUCAUUUCUUCAUUUCACCUCGGGACAGCACCAAAGCUAUAUGCAUGUACUGCAUGAAAGAGUUUAGCAGAGGCAAGAACGAAAAAGAUCUUAGUACCAGUUGUUUGAUGAGACAUGUAAGAAGGGCACACCCUAGAGUUCUUGCUUCUGAAAAUGAAAAUAUGCCAAGCAUAUCCUCAUACUCUUCUCCUACCCUAGUACUACCUCUGCAGCCUCCUGAUGUUGUGGAUACCAAUGCUACCCCAACAAAAAUGAGGAGACUCAAAAUGUCUCCUCAAAAAAUAGCGGAGGAGCCGUUAUCUGUGAUGUCUUCUGAUGAAAUAUCCUCAGACUUGUCAAUAUCUGAAAAAAAUGCCAGAGAGGAUGCUACUGUUUCUCCAUCUUUACCAAAUAAUCAGAGCGAUGAAGCUGUUGAAAAUGUUGCAGAAAAGCAAAUAACAGUUCAAAAAAAUUCGUCAGGUUCAAGGAGAAGAUCUGCUGUUUGGAAACACUUUUAUUUGUCUCCACUGGAUAAUUCAAAAGCAGUUUGUAUCCAUUGCAUGAAUGAGUUUAGUAGAGGAAAGAAUGGAAAAGAUCUUGGUACCAGCUGUCUGAUCAGGCAUAUGUGGAGAGCUCAUCGGUCAAUUGUUCUGCAAGAAAACAGUGGUGGGACAAGUUUACCGCCUCCAUAUUCAAUCCCUCCUACACUGCUGCCGUCCCUCUUAUCAACAGAUAGUGAAGUAAUUUCCACUGCAGUUUCUCCAGGAAAAAGUGGGAAGGAAACCAUUUCUGUGCCCUCAUCGCCAGAAAGAGUUGCGGAAGACUUGCAGUAUAAUGGUGAAUUGUUGAUUGACAAUGGAGCAGCGGUUUUGCAUUCAUCAGAAAAUAUUGGUGAAGCUUCAAUAUCUUCUCCUGGAAAACCCAAUGCCUGUCACAAAUCGUUAGCAUAUGACUCGCCUCUUUUCUUUCAGCAAAAUAAGAAGGCUAUAAAACGAUUAAAGUCUGAGGUAUGGCAUCAUUUUACGUUAUCGCCUACUGACAAUCUGAAAGCGGUUUGUCGGUACUGUAAUUGCAUGAUUAGCAGAGGUAAAAAGGGCGAUUUAGGAACUGGUUGCUUAAUGAGACAUCUUUACAGAAGACAUCCAGAAAUUGUUUUAAACCAAAAAAGCUUUGACAUUAGUCUUGCAAAUUCACCGUAUGCUACCUUGGCAUCGGCAGAAUGCUCUUCCUCAAAAGUUAUUGAGCUGUCAACUGUUCCACCUCAUGAUAAUCAAAUAGUUUUUCCGUCAAGUAGCAAGAAGACCUCAAAACUGUGGAAUCACUUCUCAAUUUGUUCUGCAGAUUCAACGAAAGUCAUAUGUAUGCACUGUGGGCGCACAAUCAGCAGAGGGAAAAAGCCAACAAAUUUAGGCACCAGUUGUCUUCUGAGGCACCUGCAGAGAUUUCACAGCAACGUGUUGCAGAAUAAUGGUGUUUCCGAAGCCUUACCGUCUGCUGAUAUACACAUGCCAGUAAACGCUGGUUUGGCAGCCUCCUCUUUUGAUGAAACCAAUGAUAAAUUCAGUGACUCUCAUCCUGUUGCCAAAAAAAUCACAAGUCUUGUAGCUGAAAUGAUUGCACUUGACCUUCAACCAUACUCUUUUGUAGAUAAUGUUGGUUUUAAUAGACUUCUUGAAUACCUACAACCUCAAUAUUCAUUACCAUCUCCCAUGUACUUCUCUAGGACAGCAAUCCCAGAUAUGUAUGAAAAUGUGAAGCACAUAAUUGUCUCCCACCUAAAGGAAGCUGAAAGUGGCGUGAUACAUUUCACUGCAGGAAUCUGGAUGAGUAGUCAGACACGGGAAUACUUAACACUUACUGCUCACUGGGUUACAUUUGACUCUUCGUUCAAGCCACACAGCGAAGAUUACCACUGUUCUGCACUUCUACACGUUUCCCAGAUCGACUGUGAUUAUAAUGGCCUGAGUGUUCAAAAGCAUCUAGAAUACUUGUGGGAGUCUUGGAUAACCUCAUAUGGCCUUCAGAUAGGCAUCACUGUAACUGAUAAUCACAGCAUAGGAAAGACCUUAAAUGAAAGUGAUCAUUCAAGUGUCGAAUGUUUUGGGCACACUGUUGACUUAAUUGUAAAUGAAGCUAUUAAGAGUCAAAGAAUGGUCCAAAACCUUCUGAGUAUUGCUCGAAAAAUUUGCGAACGGGUUCACAGAUCGACAAAAGCGAAGGAAAAAUUGGCAGAAUUUCAGAAGGAUUACGAAUUGCCUCAACAUCCAUUAAUUCAAGAUGUCCCUUCAAAGUGGAACACCUCAUUUCAUAUGUUAGAACGUUUGAUUGAGCAAAAAAGAGCCAUUGACGAGAUGUCGAUUGAGUGCAACUUCAGGGAGUUGAUUAGUUGUGAUCAGUGGGAAGUUAUGCAGUCUGUUUGCCAUGCGUUAAAACCUUUUGAGGCUGCCAGUAAAGAAAUGAGCAUGCACACAGCUACACUAAGUCAGGUAAUCCCAAUGAUCCACAUUCUAAAUAGAAAGAUUGAAAUGCUGUUUGAGGAGACAAUGGGCAUAGACACCAUGCUUAAGUCUCUGAAAGAGGCCAUGGUUUGUCGUCUGUCAUCAACACUUCACGAUCCAAGAUUCAUUUUUGCCACUCUUUUGGACCCUCGGUAUAAAGCAUCCUUAUUUGCUGAAGAAGAAGCUGAGGAAUAUAAACUUGGAUUAGUCAGGGAACUGGAAAUACUAAAUUCUACCUCAGAUGAUACACCUGUUGUCAAUGGUUGUAACAAGCAUUCACCACCCAACCAUAAGGAAGACAAUAUCUGGUCACUUAUGGCCAAUAUAAAAAAGUCUAAGACUUUAAAAGAGAAAUUACCUGAAGACAUUGUGUUGGCUUAUUUAGAAGAAGAAGUGCUUGAGCAUAACUGUGAUCCGCUAACAUAUUGGAACUUGAAGAAAUCUUCUUGGCCAGUUUUGUCAAAGUUGGCAGUGCGAUUUCUUGGCUGUCCGCCAAGUGUUAUUCCUUCCGAGAAACUCUUCAACACCUCAAACGACAGUGGCAGUUUUAACCAGUCUAGAUUAAUGAUGGAACACUUCGAGCAGCUAAUUUUCUUAAAAGUUAAUCUCCCUUUGAUUUACUUUCAGUAUUGAAAACAGUCGGGUGAAAUUUCAUGUAACUUACUGAAUAACUGAAUUUUGUAUGUGUGAUAAAUUGCUCCCAUUGGGGCCAUGUAUGACAUUUAAAAAGUGACUGUAGUUUUCUAUUGUGUCACAAUGUUUUGCUUUAACUCUUGUCUUCAUGUGCCUUACUUGGUUCUUCAGGCAGCCAGACCUUGGAUCAUUUUUUUUUAUUUUUUUUUCCUAAGGCUCUACAAAUGCUAGUCUUGUCAUCUAGGAAAUUCUGUCUUCAGGAUUGUAAAUACAUAAUGUAAAAAAUUUACUUUUUCUUAGACUGGGGAGAAAAGAUGUAAACAGUUUUAUUCUGUAGUUUUACUUCAAGUAUGUACAAAACGGAAAGGUACUGUAUUUUAGUCUUGGUUCUUUUGAUAGUGUUUUUAUUUUUUUUAUACUUGUGUGUUAUGAAUAAAGCGGCAUUUAUAUAUCAGGUUUUAUUUCCAUCAUAGGUGCUAAUUUAUUGUAGUCUGUACCAAUUGUUGCGUUUUUGUAGAUUUAGAAAAAUUCCAUAAGAUCAGAAUGACUAUAUUCCAAUGGCAGGGUUUACACGCCACAGGUUUUGUAUCCCCCGCCCCCCUGAACUGCAGUGGCCAGUGGCUUAAGGAGGUUGUCUGAGUGUUCAAUACUGAUGACUAGGGAUGAUCGAAUCUACUUCUGAUGAAACACAUCUGAAGUCGAUUCGAAUACUUCGUUUGAAUACUGUACGGAGCCAGCACUCCGUACAGUAUUAGAAUGUAUUGGCUCCUAU
This is a messenger RNA of Bufo bufo (common toad), 4652 nucleotides long. RefSeq names its product zinc finger BED-type containing 4 (gene ZBED4). NCBI's taxonomy places the organism in Eukaryota, Metazoa, Chordata, Amphibia, Anura, Bufonidae. The coding region runs from base 425 to 3880 and encodes 1151 amino acids. Gene Ontology annotation, molecular function: protein dimerization activity; DNA binding. The record is from RefSeq and is a predicted model, not a curated record. The transcript has 3 exons.